Messenger RNA from Rhopalosiphum padi (bird cherry-oat aphid), 1921 nucleotides. RefSeq lists its product as uncharacterized. Gene Ontology annotation, cellular component: nucleus; cytoplasm. Gene Ontology annotation, molecular function: protein kinase binding. The coding region runs from base 194 to 1327 and encodes 377 amino acids. The record is from RefSeq and is a predicted model, not a curated record. Lineage: Eukaryota; Metazoa; Arthropoda; Insecta; Hemiptera; Aphididae. Gene Ontology annotation, biological process: activation of protein kinase activity; regulation of mitotic spindle organization; regulation of mitotic nuclear division. The transcript has 6 exons.
AUUUGAUAAUUUAUUUUUUUUGUCAUAAUAUUAUUUAAAAUUGUAUUUUUAUAUUGAUUGAUUUGUUUUUUGUGCACUUAUUUGUUGUUAUUGUUACUGUCAAUUUAUCACAGUUAUGUCCUAUUUCGUGUUGUGUUGAAGUAUAUGUUUUUAUGUUGAUAGUAAAUGUCGAUGACCCGUCUCUAGUUUAAGUAUGGCAUAUUGCGAAGAAGUAGAAUACAUGGACGUGUCGUUAAAUUCCGAAAAAAAUGAAACAACAUCCUUUGGGAAAAAGUUUCAUCUUAAUCGCACUCCAACUCCUCUAAAACCGUCACGUCACUGGUGCAUGUCUACAGAACUUUUGCGUUCACAAUACAAAACUAACAACGUACGCAAAAAAAAAGUUUAUAAUCCAUUUAAUGACAACUUAAUGCAACGACUGGGGGAAACGACAAUCAGUCCUACAGUAUUUGCCAAUGUAAAAAGCCCAGGGCAAGAAGUUGAAUUUGGAUGGAAUAUAGAUGAUGUCUCCAAACUAAACCCAGUGCACAUAGAAGAUGAAUGUAUUGUUGACGAGGAUCAAGUUGAUGAUGAAACAGAAUCUAAGUUACAAGAGACUAUCGAUAAGUAUUUUUGCUCAACACAUAAAGUUCCUAGCCCUUGGAAUAAUCAAGUUAUUGAUUGGGAAGCUCAUAAAAAUUCAUCUUCUACACCUAUAUCAAAUAAGCAAAGUCUGAAAUCUGUAUCAUAUAGCCGUGAAGUUUCAACACAAACAAAUUUAAGUUUUCCUUCUAUAUUACCUGAUCAUGUUGAAGAAAUACUUAAACCAUACUUCUUGAAUUCAACUCAAAAUUGUGAAGAAGAAAUAAGUCCUACUAAAGAUAACUCAAAUUUACGCCGCAAAUUAUUUUUUAUGAAUGAUAAUGAUGACCCUAUUUCUCCAGUAGAAAUACGCAGAAAUCUGUCAGUUAGCCCAUUAACGAAGUCGUUUAUUAAAACAAUUAAUUCAAAAGGUCCAGUUCUUGGAAAUCAUUUAGGUGUACAAGAACUACCUAUAGACUGUCACAUUCCUAUUGAUGUAUCUCCAAUAAUAAAUAAAAAUAAUAGAGAAAAUACUCCACCCAACAAUAAAAACAAAGAUUUUAUUUUUUUGACUCCGGUAUCCACUAUGUCAAUGCCAAAACGACGACGCACUGAAAAAAGCAGUUUGAUGAUGGAAAGUAGCUCUGAUACUGGUUACCAAACCAUGACUAUGAGCAUUAAGGAAAUGUCUAGUAUGGCACCAUUUGGACAUAGUUCCAAAAAUAUAAUGUUUACUGCAUCUACACCUACAGAACGACGAUUCUGAAUAAUGGUAUACAUUUUUUUUUAUCCCUUUUUAACAUUAACUGUUGGUGCAUUACAUUUUUGUAAUUAGAAGGACAAACUUAAAUCAAUCGUUAGUAUGACUAAAUAUAUCUUAUCUCUACUGAUAUACAUAACUGUGAUGAUUUUACUAUCCAUUUAAUGAAAACAAAAUUGUUGUCCUUUUUUUAUAUUUUAAACAAGUUUACAAAAAACGCGCUAUUAUAGGCAAUUGAUUUACUAUGUUUUAUAGAAGACAAAAAAAUAUUUGUCAUGUAUUAAACAUAAAUUAAAUACUAGUUAUUUUCUUACUGUUACUUGGUAAUUGUAUUUUUUCUUCGUGUGAUACUAUAACUAUGAAAUGUUAUCACUUGUUAGAACCAAACAUAUUUUUCACUAGUUAUUUGUAAUGCAAUUAAUGUAAUUUAUAUAUUAAAACAACUUUUAUUUUUAUUUUAAGAAAAUGUUUUUAAUUCAUAAAACUGUUUAAAAUGACAUUAAACAAUAAAAAUAUAUUUAUAUUAUAUAAUUUGGUAUAGUGAAUAACUUAAAAGACAUGGAAUGAUUAUGUUUCCAAAAUAUAAUGAGUAUAAUAGAA